This is a messenger RNA of Colossoma macropomum (tambaqui), 1767 nucleotides long. Its product is annotated as mast cell protease 2-like. Lineage: Eukaryota; Metazoa; Chordata; Actinopteri; Characiformes; Serrasalmidae. The transcript has 5 exons. The record is from RefSeq and is a predicted model, not a curated record. Gene Ontology annotation, biological process: proteolysis. The coding region runs from base 676 to 1431 and encodes 251 amino acids. Gene Ontology annotation, molecular function: serine-type endopeptidase activity.
UGAUUUGGGGUUAUGUAAUCUAGAUUAUAUGUAGUCACAAUAUUACCCAGCACUGGUUUUCAGAUAUAAGUAAGAAAUAUUCAGAAGGGAAGUGCCAUAGGCCUUUAGAUGGUUUCCAGAAACUUCAAGAAAGAAAGAAAGUAUGUCUGUAGUGUUUUGUUUUAAAUUUAUUGUCUGAAUUAAGGGCCUCAUUCUAAUAGUCCACCACUGUGCAUAUUAGUGAUUACUAUUUUAAAUCAACCCUUUAAAAUCCCAGGCUUAUUACAUACAAAGGCUUAUUAUUCAGUAACUACAGGGACCCUAGUGCAAACUGUCUGAGCUAUUCUUUGGUUAUAGAAGCGUGUAAUAAAACCUUGGGCCCACCAGUGGGCCCUGGCCAUUUAAAGGGUUGAGAUUGUAAACUGAACUGACAAGGGUGUUAAUCAACUAGUCAUAAAUGAUGUUGAAUUAAAUUGGCUAUAUAUUCUGUUAUGUCUGACUGUGAGGUUGUAACGCAUUCAAAAAUGUAUAAAAGAGCUCUACGCUGUGGUUGCUGACAUUAAGGACACAUUCUGACACAUCUCUGUGAAAGCAGAGCUCACUGUGGUAGGGAGGAAAUGGGGUUUUGAGGAGGAGCGUUUACCACUUAAACUCCUGUUCCUCACCGAAGAGAACAGAUGCUCUCUCUGCUGCAUCAUGGCUCUCGUCUCCCUGCUUCUGCUGGCUGCCCUGCUGCCGUACCUGAGCCACUCUGCCAGUGUAAAUGUUGAGAUAGUGAAUGGUACAGUGGCUAAACCCCACUCCAGGCCCUACAUGGUUUCUGUUCAAGCAAAUAAAAAUCACAUGUGUGGUGGGUUCCUCGUGUCUCCGCUCUUUGUUAUGACGGCUGCGCACUGCUGGGCAAGUCUGAAAGAGACAGGAGUGACAGCAGUGAUUGGCGCUCAUGAUCUCAAUGCCAAUGACUUUGACUGCAUACCUGUAAAGGAGCACUACAUACAUCCAAACUUUACACAUGGCAAUAAUCCGAGCAAUGACAUCAUGUUGUUGAAGCUAGGAAGGUCAGCUAAAAACAGCAAAAACGCUGCUUUGAUUUCCAUCCCUAAAAUAACCGGAGACGUGAACGAGGGUACACUCUGCAGUGUAGCUGGGUGGGGACGCACAAGAACCAAUGGAACUCCAAGUAAUGUUCUUUUGGAGGCCAAAAUUAGAGUCCUCAGCAACAAUCAAUGCAAAGCUCAUUGGGACUACAAGAACAUACUAUGUGCUGGUGGUCUUCAUCAAGGAUUUUGCAUGGGAGACUCUGGGGGUCCUUUGGUGUGUAACAGCAUUGCAGUCGGUAUUGCUUCUUUCUUUGACCAAAACAACUGUGAUACUCCCAAAAAACCAAACGGCUACACCAAGAUUUCUGCCUUCCUGCCCUGGAUCAGGGGUAUAAUACAAGGAACGAAAUAAUUUCAAUUAGUAAACGAUAUUCUUUGUUCUGACAUGACUGUCAAACAAGUAAAUCCACUAUAAAAAAAGGCCUUUGACUGGUUAUAUAGGUUGUUUGUUGAAGAUGACAGUAAAUUCUAUUUUGUUAGACUUAUAUAUAAAAAAAUAAAAUGUUGAAAAUUGAGAUAAAAUAUGGCUGAAACACACCUUUGACUUGUAAUGAAAUAAGCGCUGUCCACCACCUGCUCACCAUCACCUGCAUCUUUCCUGCUUUAAUGUAUUUAGUAUACUACCAGAAAUUGGUUAUUUCAGUAUAAAUAAGGUGCUUCGUUUCUAAUAAAGUCAGUUGUGAAUUCA